CCACACCGAAAGUUCCGUUCCUCACUUUUCUAGUUGCUCCGAGCAAGAUACCAUCAGACCCGAAGAGUGCCCACCUUCGGCCGUUGCAAGCAAGUUCGGGGCUGCUCCAUCGCGAAUCGAGUGACUGCCGCGUGUCUGUGGCCACAUGGGGCAGAACGGCGAGCUGAAAACCGAACAAUCGACGGCGGGCAGACCCAUUAGUGCGCCGAAGACGUGCAUGGUAUGCCGGGCAUCUCGCGUCCGACCCGGAUGCACAAUCAUACCGAGCGGACGGCGACAAAGUUCACUGCCAGGCCUACCUUAUCCGCACUCAAAAGACGCCUUGAACUUCAUCAGCCCUACGGAGUAUAUGGAUUGAGGUGCAAUACUCGCCUUGCCCAUCUGCUCAGUAGUGGUCGGUCAUCACGCAUAUCACCCAUCUGUCAUGUUGCUCGGCCCCAACAACUGUCAGGAAUGACCAUGAACGAGAAAUCACCCAAUGCCCAUCGCAACGUCAAAUAUCCUCAUUGCCUUGUCUCGGUGCUUCAGAAGUCCAUCCGCAAGCCCAGGACGGAGCAGAGCCAGGCGUCGAUGCCCCUGAGGCCGGCAAUCUCGGGGACUCAAGCGCGGUGGACAAAAUCACACCACAAACAGACCAUCGGGAAGUGGGUCGCCCGGGGAUGGAGAAUGGAUCCUCUGUGCCUCUCUUCAGCUGGAAACACACGGCUCCGGGCCAUUCAUCAAGAGCAGGCGAUGAGAAGCUGUCACCAGAUUCGCCAAUCUCAUCAGCUUCACAAUGAGCCAAUGGCAAUGGUCAUGAGGCGUAACUCAUCCAAUUCGUAUUCGGAUCGGUGGAUUCAUGUUCAAUGCCUCCAUUUGUCUCCAAGAAGAACAGACCAAGAACAGGCACAGCAAAACAUGCCAGUCAUCGUACCACACCUGAGCGGAUGCCGGUGAAUUUUUAUCGUCCCAUCGGCGUCUGGACCCCUGCGCCCGCCCUUCGAGAAGAACCAUCCAUUUCCAAAGCCCGUUCAACGCCAACACGCGCAGUCUCCACCGAGUGCACAGGUUUAUUAAUUCAACUUGACCCCUUUCGCAACUCUGCCAGAUUCCCCUCUCUGUUCUGGUUGCUGCCGUUGCAUCUCGAGAGUUGCACAUCGCCUUCUUUGAGUUUGCCUCUCCUGCAU
Molecule: messenger RNA, 1166 nt
Organism: Colletotrichum acutatum
Lineage: Eukaryota; Fungi; Ascomycota; Sordariomycetes; Glomerellales; Glomerellaceae
Exons: 1
Coding region: 223-936 (237 amino acids)
Source: RefSeq, a predicted model, not a curated record